AUGUCCAAUAACAGUACUACGACUCAUGCUACGGCGUCCGCGGGAACCGACGCGCUCCGCAACCCUAGUCCAGUGGUGCGGGCUAAUAUUAUGCGAGCUGGACUACUCAAUCGUGGACGGACUCUCGGUAUUGGAUGCUGGAAUGUACGAACGUUCCUGGACCCUGGUACCCAAAGUCUGACCGCACGCAGCCUUCAUCAGUACAACGUGGAUGUCUGCUGUCUGUCUGAGGUACGACUUCCUGACUCGGGCUCUCGUGAAAUAAAGAUCCCUGGAGUCGAAUCCCACUUCACACUGUACCACAGCGGCCCCCGCGAUUCCUCUGGUCGACACGGUGUGGCGAUCGCCUUAUCACAACAAGCGGAGCUUGCGCUACUUGCUUGGGAACCAGUAAAUGACCGGAUGGCUUACGUGCGAUUGAAGGGUCACUUCACGAACAUCUCCAUCGUCGCUGUGUACGCACCAACUUCGGCUGCGGAACAGCGCCAUAAAGAGGCGUUUUACUCUCAGUUGCAAGCGCUAGUUGAAAGACUGCCUCGCCGCGAUCUGCUGAUUGUUGCUGGCGAUUGGAAUGGUCGAACUGGACCUGGCGACCCCACAACCAGUCAUCUUGGCCGCUUUGGGCUUGGUUCUCGAUGUGAAAAUGGUGAGAGAUUGCUGAACUUCGCUGAUCGAAACCGACUGCUUGUCACCAACACAUGCUUCCAGCAUCGCAAAAAACAUCUGCUGACCUGGUAUUCAAACGACGGUCGUACGGCAAGUCAGAUCGACUACAUACUAGUCAGCUCAAGGUUCCGCAGCUGGGUUCACGAUAGCAGAUCGAUGCGUGGUGCCGAGACUGGUAACGCCCAUGGAUCGGACCAUGUCCUCGUCCGUACACGCCUGAAAGUUCACCUCUCAUCCGCACCAAAAAUGCCACGUCCUAGACGCCUCAAUGUCGCAAAAAUCCGGCAAGCCAGCACUGCCGAGGCCCUAAGCAGAGAAAUCCGGACCUGUUUUACGGCCCGAGUCGACGGAGAAGUCGGUAACCAGUGGUCGUCACUGAAGACAUCAGUCUAUGGGGCAGCUGAGAAAAUCCUUGGAUACACCCAGCGACGCCGCAGUGAUUGGAUCAGCGGAAGAACCCUGCAGUUGUCUGCUCAGACGGCUAGAGCCAGGUCCCGCAACGAUGACUACUUCCGCCAACUUCGGAAGAUGACGGCAAAAUCGGCCAGGGAUGACCGGAAACAAUAUUGGGCUGAAAUAGCGACAUCCAUGGAACAGGCCUCGAACGUUGGUGACACUCGAAAGCUCUAUCGUCUGAUCCGCCAAGUUAGCGGUAAGCCCUCUACACUGAGUGACUCUGUUCGCGAUGUGAACUGUGGCUUUAUUGCUGACAACUCGGCCAAAGUCGAGCGCUGGCGUGAGCACUUUGAGCACCAUCUCAACUUCGAUACCCAACCUACAUCGCCCUUGUUCUCCUCCUCAGCGGAGUUUCUUCCCUCUCCUACCUAUGCAGUGCCAUGCGGUCCCCCCUCCGAGGAAGAAGUCGCACAUACCAUACGAAAGUUGCGCAACAAUAAGGCACCCGGAGAGGACGGUAUACCCGCUGAAAUCUUUAAGUCUUGUGUCGACACUCUGGCGCCCUGGCUCCAUGAGGUGAUUGAACGAGCGUGGAGAGACGAGGUUGUUCCUGAUGACUGGGGCUUAGGCAUCCUUGUACCUAUCCUCAAGAAGGGAGAUAAGACGAGAUGCGAGAACUACCGCGGCAUAAGUCUCAUCGACGUUGCUGCGAAGAUCUUCGCUAUUGUCCUACUCAGACGAUUCCAGGCUGUGCGUGACUCAAGGACGAGGCCCAACCAAGCCGGAUUUCGUGCUGGACGUGGAUGCGCAGAUCAGAUAUUCACACUGAGGACGUGGAUGCGCAGAUCAGAUAUUCACACUGAGGCGCAUUCUCGAAUUUCGCCAUAG
Messenger RNA from Spirometra erinaceieuropaei, 1950 nucleotides. Lineage: Eukaryota; Metazoa; Platyhelminthes; Cestoda; Diphyllobothriidea; Diphyllobothriidae. The record is from the annotation of a GenBank genome assembly.